Molecule: messenger RNA, 1582 nt
Organism: Athalia rosae (coleseed sawfly)
Lineage: Eukaryota; Metazoa; Arthropoda; Insecta; Hymenoptera; Athaliidae
Exons: 5
Coding region: 294-1508 (404 amino acids)
Cellular component (GO): extracellular region
Molecular function (GO): chitin binding
Source: RefSeq, a predicted model, not a curated record
ACCUGCGGGUAAUUUUUUCACGCUAUUCCAUAAGUUUGUUAAGAUUCCUAUUGAAUUUAUGAUAGACUCAUGGCCCUUCCAUGGUGAAAUUUCAUCACGAAUACCUAUUGCUGAUUCUUGGAUUCAAGUUACGGCACAAUACGAUCACACGAGCAAAUCCGGAUGCCCCCUCUGCCCGCCUUAAACUUAAAGUGAUAGCUUAACUCUUGAGAAACAGCCCUCCCUGAGGAUAGUAUCAACCAACUCGGCAAACGAAGCAGUAGGCAGAGUUUUCUCUGCACAAGAGGGCUACCAUGCGGAUCAUACUAAGGCCCAUCUUAUUUUUGGGAUUCAUUCAAAUUCUGAGAGUGGAAUCGUUGACCCGUCAAGACACGUCAACCGAAAUUGCACCACUGACUAAUACCAAAGCUAGUAGCCGAUACAGAGAUCCGUUGCUCGCUAAGAUUUGGCCGAAUCGAACAUCGAUAACGAAUGAGGAACGUAUCAAAGCGCUCGCCAUAGCUCUUCAGAACGCGGACAAAGUUUUGAAUGGAAAAAGGACCAGAAAGAACGAACAUUCGGAAAAAUCUGCACGCGUAUAUUCCUCGACGAUAUCGCAAUCCGAGGCACUUCACGCUAGGUCGGACGAAGGACCUAUAGAUUCUCCACGUCGAAAUGUUCGCUUGCGUUCUAGGACGGCAGGACGAUACUCAACACCGUCAGCCGUACUGCUACCACCUUAUAAAUCCUAUACUCCGGAGUUCAAUUUUGAGAACGAAAAGAAUGUUCAAUCAUUGCCACCAGCGGCGAAGGACAAACUCGUCACGACGGAACUCCCCGCAGAUAACGCAACUUUUAAUCGAACGACUUCAUCGUAUCCUCUGAAAGAUGAACCGAAAAAUUUUCCAACGGAUGAACGUGGACCGAACGAGAAUAACAUACCGCGGUAUUUUUCCCAGCAAAAUGACAAAAGUUCCUUCGGUGAACGUGGGGAAUAUCCACCGACAUUACCGCAGAAAAUUGAAACCACGUUCCCACCUUACUGGAGCACAACCACUUCGGAGCCACUAAAGAUAAGAUUGAAUGCAAAUGCUACAGAGUCAAAUUAUAGAGGACGUGGAUCCGCCAAGUACAAUCAGAAUGCAAAUGAUAUUGAACUUUCAAAGAAAAAAGAUCUAUUCUCUUCCGAAGAAAGUGGGUACUAUUGGGGAAGACGCCCUGCUCAAAACGUCAAUCACUACAAAUUUGUUGAUACGGCGUGGAAAGUUGGGGCUAUACCGGGGGUACCUGGACGGGACUAUCCUGUUCACCAGCACCACGCACAUAACCAGCUUCGUUAUCCAUCCAGCAGAUUCAUUUGUCCCGUUGGUCCUGGAACACACGUCUAUCUCGCCGAUCGUGCAUCCAGAUGUCAGAUAUUCUACGUGUGUUACGGUGAAAAGAUUGGCGUACCGAUGAUGUGCCCAAACGGAACACUUUUCAGUGAACAACUACAGGUCUGCGAUUGGUGGUUCAAUGUUGCCUGCUAAUCUUUAUCAUCAUGUAUGUAAAUACAUAUCAUAUUAUACUUUUAUAAUAAAAAAAACUUGUUUCUAAAGGUCAA